AUGGAGCAACCAAAGACUAUUCCCAUUGCCAUCACUGGCUUGGCCUGCCGUUUUCCAGGUGGCGCCGAUACUCCCGAGAAGUUAUGGGAGGUAUGCGCUGCUGCUCGUAACACAUGGUCUGCCUGGCCACAGGACAGACUGAACGAAAAAGCCUUUUCUCAUCCUCAAGCAGAGCAUCUUGGCACCUUUCAUAGCCAUGGUGGUCACUUUCUCAACGAGGACGUUUCUCUCUGGGAUGCCUCCUUUUUCAAUUUCACGGCCGACAUGGCCAAGGCCAUGGACCCCCAAGUCCGGCUCUUACUCGAAACUGCCUUUGAAGCCUUUCAAACAGCUGGACUGCCCCUAGAGAAAAUCGCCGGGACUCAGACAGCCGUCUUCGCUGGGUCCAUGUUUCGGGACUACCACGAUCUACUUAUGAAGGAUGCUGAGAGCUUGCCUCGGUAUCAUGUUACUGGAAACGCUGCAGCCUUUACCGCUAAUCGAUUAUCUCAUUUCUUUGAUCUCCGGGGACCUAGUGUCAGUGUUGAUACUGCUUGUUCGACAGCCUUGGCAGCUUUGCAUCUCGCGUGUCAGAGUAUCCGCACGGGCGAGGCCAACAUGGCCGUUGUUGGAGGAUCAAACCUCAUACUACAUCCUGGAUCGUCCAUGAGUUUAUCAAAUCUUGGACUCACUGGCCCUGGCGGAAAAUCGUUUAGUUUUGACGAGAAGGCUCAGGGCUAUGGUCGUGGCGAAGGCGUCGCCUGCAUAGUCCUGAAGCCGCUCGAAGACGCUCUCCGGGAUGGCGACCCAAUAAGGGCUGUCAUCCGAGAGACUGGCAUGAACCAGGAUGGACGUACACAAACAAUCACCACGCCAUCACCCGAAGCUCAGCAGCAACUCAUCACCAGCUGUUACGAGCGAGCUGGUCUCAAUCCUCGGGACACCACAUAUGUUGAGGCUCACGGAACUGGCACCAUAGCCGGUGAUAAGAUUGAGCUCGGCGCCCUCGGCGCCACUAUUGGCAAAGGAAGGACAGUUGAAGAUUCAGUCUACGUUGGUUCCGUCAAAGCCAACUUCGGGCACACAGAGUCCACCAGCGGCCUAGCUGCCGUCAUAAAAGUUGCCAUGAUGUUGGAACAUGGAAAGAUACCUCCACAGGCGCUAUUCAAGAAACACAAUCCUCGAAUAGAUUUUGAAGCACUGAAUAUCAAGAUACCGACUGAGUUGAUAGAAUGGCCGGAAUGUGCUGUGCGUAGAGCCUCAAUCAGUAACUUUGGUGCCGGAGGCGCAAACACACAUGUCAUCCUAGAAGAACCAAGUCAUCUCGCACGCCAAUAUCGCCGCAAGAAUGGUAACAUCACACCAGUCAGCAUUAUGAGCAAUGACGAAUUUCAAAUUUUUGAACAGCCGGCCACAGAUGGAACUCCCCCGCAGACACCGCCGCGAACACCACCUCAGGACCGAGGCUCGAAAAGUGAAAUCACCCAAAUUCAGACAAGGCUGCAAGAAAUCAAUGAAACUUCCACCGAGUCGUAUCAAACAUACGUCCUGUCAUUGAGUGCUCGGGAUGAAAACAGCUUGCGAACGGCUGCUUCCAAACUCGCAGACACCUUGGCUUUGCCACCUUCGACGUGGACUCUGCCAAACCUUGCUUACACACUGAAUGAGGGUCGUACGCAUUUCCCAUGGCGCCUCGCUGUACAAAGCUCGUCGCUCUCGGCGCUUCGUGAGACGCUCAUCAACGAACUACCGAAACCAAUCAACUGCCCCCAACGACCAAAGAUUGGUUUCGUCUUCACUGGACAAGGCGCUCAGUGGUAUGCAAUGGGCCGCGAACUUGUCCAUGUUUACCCGGCAUUCUGUGAGGCUCUGAGUGAGGGAGGCGCGUAUAUGCGCUCCUUGGGCGCCGACUGGGAUCCUAUAGAGGAGCUCGGAAGAUCGGCAUCAGACACCAAGCUCAACCACCCAUAUCUCAGUUUCCCCAUGUCUGUACUCCUUCAGCUUGCACUGGUGAGGCUCCUGAAGACCUGGGGCAUUGUGCCGACGGCUACCACGGGUCAUUCGAGCGGUGAGAUUGCCGCCGCCUAUGCUUCUGGAGGACUCUCGUUUAAGGAAGCCGUGGCCGUGGCAUAUAUCCGUGGCAGAUUGACCUCUGAUUUUGUCGAAGCAGGCCGAGCUCGGGGUGGCAUGACGGCUGUUGCUACGAGCAAAGAAAACGCACGAGAUCUUUUCAAAGCUGCACAAGUAGGAGACACUGCAGUGAUUGCUUGUGUCAACAGUCCCAAUAGUGUAACAAUCUCGGGCAAUAUCGCUUCCCUUGAAAAAGUGGAAGAACUCGCGGGCAAGGAUAACCUCAUGUACAGGCGUCUCAAGGUCCCGGCGGCGUACCAUUCUUCGGAAAUGGAGGCUCUAGCAGAAGAGUACACCGCCGCGCUGGAAUCUCACUUCGAACCUAAGCACCCGCAAGAUUUUGCAGCGGCAUUCUCGUCACCCGUCACCGGGGGCAUUGUUGAGAGCCCGUCGGUAAUUCACAACCCAAGCCACUGGGUACGGAAUAUGGUACAGCCAGUCUUGUUCGACGACAGCUUGAAAGCCAUGGUGCAAGGUUCACAAGCCACAAAGGGUAGAGCGACCGCCAGCCACGUCGAUGUGAUCAUCGAGGUCGGGCCCCAUGGUACCCUUCAAGGGCCGAUCCGGCAAAUCAUUGACGGCAUGGGGCUGCAGUCAAUGAAAAACAACUUGGGCACUUGCCUGAAGCGAGGGGAAGACGCAGUCAAGACCAUGAAGGACAUGGCCAUCAUGCUAUACUGCAGAGGAUACCCCGUGGAUCUUGCAAAGGUCAACUGCCUGGAACAGUCGCAGCCUGGUCAGGUAGUGUCCGAUUUACCCACCUACGCAUGGAACCAUUCCAGCAGUUACUGGGAUGUGCCCAAGGUGGCGAUUGAUUACAUGCAGCGCAAGCACCCACGCCACGAUCUUCUUGGCGUUCGUGUCGAAGGUCUCAAUCCAGAGCAAGCCAUCUGGCGCAACACGAUCCGCAUCUCGGAUCUCCCAUGGCUUCAGCAUCAUGUAGUUCAGUCUGAGAUUCUUUAUCCAGCAGCGGGUCUGCUGGUCAUGGUGACAGAGGCUAUGCGGCAACUCGACGACGAAACAGGCGAGUCUAGCGGUGGCUAUGCCAUGAGCGACGUGGAUCUUUCCACGGCUGUCAUCAUUUCUGGUUCUGGAGAGCCAUUGGAAAUACAACUUGUCAUCAAGGAGCCAUCUCCAUCAGGCGAUGGCGACUUUGCACACAGGGAGUUCGUGUUUUACAGCAGAAGUCGAAGCGGAAGCUGGGUCAAGCAUUGUCGAGGCAAAGUUGCCGCAUCUCACCACCUUACCCAGAGUACUCUGGCAGGCGGACUUGAUCUCGUGCCCAUGGAUGUCGGGCACUUUUACAAGUUUGUCGAGAGGUGUGGGCCUACACUUGGUCCAGCUUUCCGUAAUGCGACGCGGCUUUCAGGCGGAGAUCUUUCGGCUGAGGCGACCAUUAUGAUACCCGACAUUGUUGCAAUGUCCCCGUCUUCGUUUGCGUCAAGUUGCCUCGUCCACCCAACUGUAUUGGACGCAUGCUUCCAUCCCGCUUGGGCUGCUUUGCCCAAUGAGCUUUUGGGGAAAAUCGGUCUUUCGGUUCCCCGGACUAUAACGAACCUUUUUAUUGACGCCAAUAUUCCAGAUACCCCUGGGACAGAGCUUGGGCUCAGAGUGUCAAUGGCGAAUGCAAGCCCUGAAACUUUUACAGUUUCCAUCACUGUUUACAGUCUCUUGGACAAAGACCGAAGACCUUUGAUCAAGAUAGAUGGCCUGACAAUGGUCUCCAUCGCUGAGAGUGCUAGCCCUCCUCCUUCUGACGAACUCUUGCUUCUGCACACGGACUGGAAGCCGAACCUCAGCUUCCUCUCUGCCGAUGACCUACAAGCGCGCAUUGUCGAGGUACCUGAUGCAGCCGAGGCUGUCUUCUUUGAUGAUCUUCAGAGAGCCACCGUCAAUGUCAUACAUGAUGCACUUGAAGAACUAACUCCAGAGGUGGAAGAGCAUCUCGAAUGGUACCACAAGAAAUACGUUCAUUGGAUGCGUGAACAGAACGAUGAGUUCUACAGGUCAAUGGCAGUCAAGGACCAGACUGAGAAGCUCCAGCUCUAUGAGAGAAUGGCUGCAUCAUCUUGCGUUAAUGGACGCAUGCUAGACCUGGUGGCGAGAAAUCUUUCUGGCUUCUUGACCAGACAGGCCGAUCCUCUGGAAGUCAUGGCCAAGGAUGGGUUCCUCUCCGAGUACUACGCAAAUAUGAUCAAGCUCACGCGAUGUCUCAAACACAUAGAGAAAUACAUGGAACUGUUCGCUCAUGAGAACCCAGGCGCUCGUAUCUUGGAGAUCGGCGCCGGCACCGGCUCUUGUACCGAGCCUGCUCUCAUGGGUCUCUCGCAAGGUGGCCGAGUGCCUUUGAUGGCAGAAAAAUACGUUUUCACCGAUGUAUCUGCAGGCUUCUUCGAGGCUGCAGGUAAGCGAUUUGAGAACUUUGCGAGCAAGAUGCACUUUCAAAAAUUAGACAUUGAGCGUGAGCCCUCUGAGCAGGGGUUUGUCGAAGGCGAGUAUGAUUUGAUCAUCUCGUGCAACUGUCUCCAUGCCACGAGCGAUCUCAAGCACACCCUGAGGAAUGCCAGGAAGCUGUUGAGGCCCGGCGGCAAGCUUGUCUUGCUUGAAACAACAACACCACACCUCGACCAAAGCUUGACUUUUGGACUCUUCUCUGGCUGGUGGCUGAGCAAGGAGGAUGAGAGGAAGAACUCGCCGCUUCUGAGUGCUCCGGACUGGGUCAGAUAUCUCUCGGAGUCUGGUUUCGGCGGACUGGAUGUUGCUCUCGGCGAUGCUGGAAGUGCCGAUAAUUCCAACUAUUCUGCCAUGGUUGCGACAGCAGAGGAAGUCACGAUGACCAGUAUUGCUGUGCAGCCCAAACCUAUUAUCCUUGCCCCGUUCCCACUGCGCAAGCUACUCUCGCAAGAGUGGAUGGACCAGCUUAAAGACACAGUAGCUGCCACAACAAACGCUCCUGUGGUAAUUGCCCACGACGUUGAAGAUUUGAAAAGUGAGGCGGCUUUUGUGUGCCUGUUGGCGGCUGAUCACGAGUCUCUCGUGUCCAUGGCGCCGUCCGAUUUUGACACGCUGAAGAACAUGACACUCAAACACGAACGGAUUUUGUGGAUCUCGCAAGGUGCAGCUAUCGAAGCACCACACGCUGCUGCAGCUCUACAUGCGGGCUUGCUGCGUACAUUACGCCUGGAGCAAGGCGGCGACAAAUAUGUGUCUCUUGACUUGGACCCAUCAAGGCCUUAUUGCUCACAAGAAAAUGUCGAAGUUAUUCGCAGGAUUCUCGAAUCCACUUAUCAUGCUCAAGAAAUUCAGGAGUGUGAGCUGGCAGAAAGGCACAGAAACAUUCUCGUGCCACGAUUACUCAAGGCUCAAUUGUCAUCCCAAGAAGCCGGAAAUCCCUUGAAGCAUGGUACAGAGCAAUUGGUAAAGCAGACCGAGGAGCCUGCUCUUCAACUAGACCCGAAUGCAGGCUACAUUGUCAUAGGAGGCUUGACAGGUGUCGGUCGGGAAGUUGUGCGCUGGCUGGCGCGUCUAGGUGCGAAGAAUCUGAUCGUUGUAUCACGCAACACAAACUUGCGGAGCGCCAGAGAACUGGGAGAUGAACUUGCGGAGGCGGGUGCAAAGCUGAUUCCCUUCGGCUGCGAUAUCGCCGAUAUGGGAGAUCUCGAAAGAUUUAUUGGCGCACUCAGGGUCAUCAUGCCUAUCCGAGGACUUGUUCAAUCUGCCCUGGUUCUCGAGGAUACCUCCUUCGCAUCCAUGACUCCGGAUCAAUGGGCUAUACCUUUGGGUCCCAAGUACCACGGCUCCAAGAAUUUUGAUGAACUUCUCAACUCUCCUGAUCUAGACUUCUUCAUCAUGCUUUCGUCUGUUACGGGAGUUUUGGGAAGCCACGGGCAGUCGAAUUACACUGCUGGUUCGACUUACCAAGACGCUCUAGCCUGUAACCGUGUCGCUCGAGGACUGCCCGGCGUAUCGAUUGAUCUCGGCGCUGUACUGGGAGCUGGCUAUGUAGCUCGGACGGACGGUGUUGUUGAACGCACCGGCAAGGCAGGCUGGCGAGCACACACCGUCCAGGAAGUCCUUCGCCUUGUCGAACUCGCCAUCCGCAACCCAAUGCAGGCAGAGAUGGUAGCGGGCAUUGCACCGUGGUCAGUCUCGGACGCGGAACAACUGAGCUGGCGUCGCGAGGGUCGUUUCAUGGCGCUUCCGCAGCGUCUUGAGACUUCCAAGAAGAAUGAAAAGCAGACAAAUGCAGCCUCUCUAAGAGAACGGCUGCAAUCUGCCGAGAGCAAGCUUGACACCAUGGUGGAAGGGCUGACUAUUCGUCUGGCCGACAUGUUCGUCCUCAGCCCAUCUGACAUUCAACAAAACCAGCCACUCGCCGCACUAGGAGUGGAUUCGUUGGUUGCAGUCGAGCUGCGGAACUGGCUGUCAGCUAACGUUACACCUAGCAUCACAAUCUUUGAUGUGACGCAGAGCGGCAGCUUGGUUGAAUUGGCAGAGAAGGUUCUUGCGAAAUUUGCUUAA
Pestalotiopsis fici W106-1 is the source of this 6630-nucleotide messenger RNA. RefSeq lists its product as uncharacterized. Lineage: Eukaryota; Fungi; Ascomycota; Sordariomycetes; Amphisphaeriales; Sporocadaceae. Gene Ontology annotation, molecular function: phosphopantetheine binding; 3-oxoacyl-[acyl-carrier-protein] synthase activity; fatty acid synthase activity. Bases 1 to 6630 code for a protein of 2209 amino acids. The record is from RefSeq and is a predicted model, not a curated record. The transcript is spliced from 8 exons. Gene Ontology annotation, biological process: fatty acid biosynthetic process; secondary metabolite biosynthetic process.